Messenger RNA from Musa acuminata subsp. malaccensis (wild Malaysian banana), 2604 nucleotides. RefSeq names its product probable ubiquitin-like-specific protease 2B. Gene Ontology annotation, biological process: proteolysis. Gene Ontology annotation, molecular function: cysteine-type peptidase activity. The record is from RefSeq and is a predicted model, not a curated record. NCBI's taxonomy places the organism in Eukaryota, Viridiplantae, Streptophyta, Magnoliopsida, Zingiberales, Musaceae.
UCCCGAGCAAUUCGUUCCGGGACGACGUUAUCUCUGCAGGUUGAUCCCCGAGAUCGACAUGCGAUACCGAACUCUGGUGUCUCCGGACUUGGAUCGGGCGAUCUCUCGGCGUACAUCCUGGCCCUGCGCUGCGAUGAGGGGUUCUUCGCAAAAGGAUCUCGCCGUCUUUGAUUUCAGCGAGGAGGAGGCAGCCGUGGAGGCGGCGGCCGGGAUGUUCACGGCGAAGUUUCAGUCGAGAUUAAGACCUAAGAUGGACGACGCGGUCUACAAGUACCACUUGCUCGAGUCCUACACUUCAGGCUGGACUCUUAAGGGUGAUAUAACCAGUGGCUUACGUAUAGACAUGCACAAUAGAGAUAAUGGCAGAGACCCUUGUGCUGUGGAUGUACCAGAACAGGGUCUUGCUUUGAACAAUGAGAAAGCAGAGUUGGAUGAAAUUAUGGCUUCCUCUACGAGUUAUGAUGAGCAUGGUCAGAUGCAUCCAGAUGAAUUUGAAGAUUUUAGCAAUCAGAUGGGAAUUAAAAUUUUCCCUGAUUAUGUCAUACAUGGGGGCAUUUCAUAUGGAGAAUCUCAGGUUGUCUUCUCUGCAGAUUGCAUUAAGAUAAAGUGUUCUGAUGCGAUUGGAAGUGAUGAGAAGUUUUCUUCUGAAUGGGCAGUUGCUGAUAUUGUUCAUAUUGUUUGUCGAUGGAGUGGAAGUGUAACUACUGCAUCAGUUAAACUUUGCCUCGGAGAAAAUGAUGUGACUAAAAAUGAGAAACAUCAUAAUGAUUCUGAUUUGCCUGUAGGUUUUCCGGAAGUAAGGUUCUCCGUCAAUGACAUGUGCUGGAUGGAGAGGGAACAAAGGAUUAGGAAUCUGGCAGCAAGAUAUGAACAUAUAUGGAAUGCUAGCUUUGGUGAUAUGGUGUGCAAAAAUGACUUGAUGGAUUCUAAUGCAUCAAGGGACUUCUUCGCAAUAAUUGCAGGAUCCUUGGAAGAUGUUAUCUACCCUAAGGGAGAUCCUGAUGCUGUUUCCAUAAGUAAAAGAGAUAUUGAAUUCUUACAACCUGAAACAUUUAUCAAUGAUACAAUUAUCGACUUUUAUAUCAAAUACUUGGAGAACAAGAUUCAACCUGAUCAGAAGCAUAGAUUUCACUUCUUCAACAGCUUUUUCUACCGUAAGCUAGUAGGCAAGGACCACGGUGGUGUCUCGGAAGGCAGGGAAGCUUUCCUGCGUGUUCGUAGGUGGACUCAAAAAGUAAAUAUAUUUGACAAGGAGUAUAUAUUCAUACCAGUAAACUUCAGUCUGCACUGGAGUUUGCUUGUUAUUUGUCAUCCUGGAGAAGUGGCUAAUUUGGAAGAUAAUGAAAUUGAAUCAGAUAAAGUGCCUUGUAUAUUACAUAUGGAUUCUAUCAAGGGCUGUCACAAUGGUCUCAAGAACAUUAUCCAAAGUUACAUAUGGGAGGAAUGGAAGGAAAGGAAUCCAGAAACAACUGAAGAUGAUUCUUGGAAAUUUUUAAAAUUAAGAUUUGUCUCUCCUGAGCCGCCACAACAGGAGAAUUCAUUUGACUGUGGCCUUUUCUUACUUCACUAUGUUGAGUUGUUUCUCAAAGAGGUUCCUGUUAAUUUUGACCCGUUCAAGAUCACCAGGUUCUCCAGCUUUCUCGGCGCUAAAUGGUUUCCUCCUGUCGAGGCUUCUUUAAAGCGUUCUGUCAUCCGGAAGCUGAUAUAUGAAAUUUUAAAUGACCAUUCCGAGAAAAUCGACCCUAGCACAUGCAGCAUUGGGUGCCCUUCAACAUCAGGGCAUCCUGAAGAUAACACUGAGCGAGAUCAGCACGUAGAGCUGCUUUCUGCUCACUGUAGUCCAGCCAUGGGAGUAAUGGGUGGUGCAAUAUGUCAAGACACUGAAGAUGGAGAAAAGUUGGAUGCUGUUGAAGAUUCCCAAGAAGCUGAUACAACUAAAGCAGAGCACAGGGUUUGUGAAGGUUCUCAGAAAAUUUGUGCCAGCAAGGCAGAUUGCCAGAUUGUGGAUGGUAGGGAGAUUAACACAAAUGCCAAUGAGGUUGAGGCUACAGAUUGUCAGGUGCUCAGUGCUACUGGAGCAGCGGAUAGGGAAGAUGGUGGCCGUGAACUUGACACCAAUGAAGCAGGGGAAGAUGGUGAAGAUUGCGGGGAAACAACUUCCAAUGCUGUAAGACAGGAUAAUAAAAGCAGUGUAAUCCACAUCACGGAGGUAGAAAGUUGUGACGGCAGCUGCCAAGUGAAUCAGCCUUCUCUUGAAGCUACCAUCAUCACUGUUGAUGAGACACCUUCGGACGACAACGAUGAUGUUCGAGUGACAUGUAAAAAGCCUGUGCAGAAGCCACGCAAGAGAGGGAAGGUUAUGAUCCCCGAAGGAAGGAGAGUGCGCACCCGGAGCAUGACCAAAGAACAACAUAAUGAUACAUAGACUGUGUUCUUGUUUUGGUUUCUUUCAACCUGUAAAUGGUUUUGUAACAUGUGGAAAUCUUGUUUUGGUGUUCACAGAGCCAAUCAACUUUCUUCCUUAUGUGGAAAAUAUGCAUCUUUUAAUCUGGUUUAAGUAGUGGCAUAAUUGCCAUUCAUCAAUGGAGUAAUCCUGUUUACUAA